ACCUCUUCUGCAGUAGGAAGUCGGGCUGCAGUUGCUAGGUGCUCGCGUGUUUCAACUCUGUUCGGCUGUAGUAAACAGUCCGUGACUACACGGAGCAGCUGUGCACAGAGAGCAACACAGCUUGUUAACAUACAUGCAUGUAAGGACACUGAUUCGGACGAAAGCUCGAGUAGACCGCGAAAAUAUCUUUGAGAAACAAUUGCUACUGCGUGUGUGCUGAAAUGAGGGUUGUCGGCUGACAGAGGGCAGUCUACUUUUUCUGCGUGUUUCACUGUAUCAAAACGCUGCCAGAUUCUGAAAUGCAUGUCCAGGGGUGACUGAGUAUCAUUAGUUAUUGAACAAGACAUAGGUCCUCUCUGUCAACCAUGAGUGCACUCAUGGAGCCAGGCGACGUCCACACCAUUGCCCCCGAGAUGCCAGCCAUGUUUGAUGGCAUGAAGCUGGCUGCCAUCGCAACGGUGCUCUAUUUCCUUGUGCGCUGUCUGAAUCUGAAGAGUCCCACGGCUCCGCCUGACAUCACCUAUCGGGACACGCCCCUCAACCGCUAUGUGCUCAAGUCCUGCCCCAUCCUGACCAAAGAGUACGAACCACCGCUGCUGUGGGGGAAGAGUGGACACCUCCAGACUGCCCUGUAUGGGAAGAUGGGGCGUGUCAGCUCCCCAAACCCCUGUGGGGUGCGCAAGUACCUCCUCAUGCAGGAUGGGGCCACUGCCACCUUUGACCUCUUCGAGUCGCUGGGGGACCACCGCACUGGAGAUGACAUCACCAUGGUGAUCUGCCCAGGGAUUGGUAACCACAGUGAGAAGCACUACAUCCGUACCUUUGUGAAUCACUCCCAGAGGCAGGGGUACAGGUGUGCUGUUCUCAACCAUCUGGGGUCCCUGCCCAACAUCGAGCUCACCUCGCCGCGCAUGUUCACCUACGGUUGUACAUGGGAGUUUGCAGCCAUGGUGGGUUCCAUCAAGGGGGCCUUCCCCCAGACACUGCUCAUUGUGGUGGGCUUCAGCCUAGGGGGGAACAUUGUGUGUAAGUUCCUGGGGGAGAACAGGAUCAACCAGGAGAGAGUGCUGUGCUGCGUCAGUGUCUGCCAGGGAUACAGCGCACUCCGGGCCCAGAAGACGUUCCUACAGUGGGACCAGUGUCGGAGGCUCUAUAACUUUCUCAUGGCAGACAACAUGAAGAAGAUAAUCCUCUCCCACCGGGGCAGUUUGUUUGGAAUGAACUCGAGCAAGAUGGAGGACGCAGACCUGAGCCGACUGUACACAGCUACCUCCCUCAUGCAGAUCGAUGACAAUAUCAUGAGAAAGUUCCAUGGUCACGACACGCUGAAAGAGUACUACGAGAAGGAAAGCUGCGUACACUACAUUCACAAUAUCAAUGUGCCUCUACUGCUGGUCAACUCCUCAGAUGACCCUCUGGUCCAUCGGUCACUUCUGACCAUCCCACGCACACUCGCAGAAAAGAAGCCGAAUGUGAUCUUCGCCCUGACGCUCCACGGGGGUCACCUGGGCUUCUUCGAGGGGGCUGUGCUGUUUCCCCAGCCCCUCACCUGGAUGGACAAGGUUAUCGUGGGCUAUGCCAACGCAAUAUGCCGGUGGGAAAGACACAGACCGCCCUGCCUGAGGACACGUCGUGGACUCUGUUCACAGGCCGACGGGACUCCUAGUUUAUAAGGACACAUACGCCCACCGGAGAAGGCCGAAACCUGUAUUCUUCUCUUCAAAAGGGGGACGGGGAUGAUCUAUGGGCACAGUAGCUCGCCUGACUUUGUUCUGACUAUAGCUUUGCUUAGAGAAACACAGCAUUCAGCUGCGAAUGACAUUCAUUGAAAGCCUUUACCCAUGGACUCCAGUCAGUCGAAUGGAUGGCACUUGCUCCUCUAAACGUGGAUACACAGUGUAUCCUGCACCUGCUGGUGAACAGCUACAAGACUCCACCAUGGCUUAUUUAUUGCUCCGUUCUAUCCAUGGAAAAGACUGGAGAGGAGACUUAGCUUCUGUGUGCAAAGUCCCAGCCAGCACCCCUUGGUUCUCACUUGGGUUGCUACUUGGUCCCGACUCUCCUAACUGUUUGUUCCGAGUGUGUGUACUGUUGUCGUGAUGUUGUCAAAUGGGAGCUCUGGGAGGUUGAAACUCUGAAGGCUUUUGUUAAGCAGAGAAAUAGAAUUCCUAGAACAGACAUUUUAUUUCUAUGUUAAGCUUCUUUAGCUCUUUUUAAUAAUUGGGGCCAGGGUCAAAAUCUGGUCUGGCCUCUAGUUCUAGGCUAAUAGGCAAUACUUUCCUGGUCAGGUCAUCGUCUGAGGAAAAACUCCAAUCUGGCCCUAGUGAUAAUAUAUUUUGUCUUCACAUUGUGCCUCAAACAUAAACAUAUAAAAUAAAAAUAUUUCAAACCAAGAAAGGAUGGCAAUGGUUUAAAGUACUUCAUUACUAUUUUCAAUACGCAGACAUAGUGUUCAAGGAUAUCUGACAUUCUGAGGAAGCACCCAAUCCUACCCAGAACACAUUAAUGACAAGUUCCCUUGUCCUGUACUGUAUUCUUGGUGGAACAGCCUCUGCUAUUCUCACUGGUUGGCUUGCACUACACAGCACUCCACUUCUGAGACUCAAAUACAUAGAUUUUUAUAUAUUGUAACUUGAGUUGUGAGUAUAGGAAUAUUUCUGACCUUUUCUAAGUAGUUGAUUCUUACAAGCCGAGUGCACUGACUAAAGUCCUUAAUCACAGCCACUGUGAGGCAAGGGUCCACUGUGCUAUUUCAGUCAUUCAGUUGGUUUGCCUGAGUAGCCAAUGUUCAAUGGUACAAUGUCAAUGACACUUUAUUCUGGCAUGCACGUUUUGGAGAUUUCACUGUAGGACCAAUGGAAUGGUCUAAAAUGAGCAAACUCCACCCACCUGGGGCAACAAGCGCACCCACCAUUGAGCAUUGGUUAUUUGAGUUGAUUGAUUGAACCAAAUAGGGAACUGAUUGUCAAGGUUUGCCAUGAACAUUGUGUGUCUACCUGAAUCAUUGAACUCACCCAACGGCGAAGAUGAAAAUUGAAGCCACGUUUAGGUUUGUUGCUGUUGUGAAAUAAUAUAUAGGUAUGCGCUACAGAUGUAGACCCCAGUUGUCCUCAAUUGAAAUACCAAAACACCAUGUGACUUGGUCUUCUUCCUUAUAUGGGCAAAGCCCCAUGCUUUAUUAUUUUUUUUUUUAUAAACACAGAAGGUUUUCGCUGUUCUUUUUAAGAGAUAUUUGUUGGAAACUGUUUAAAAAAUAAUUUUAAAAUUCUGUGGUUUCUGAGAUGUAGAGCACAGACUAAGUUGGCCUAAAUACUCUGGUCGAGAUUCAGUCCAAGGUGCAUUGUAGACAAACGCACUUCCUUUUUUGAGGGUAAUUUUGACCUGACUUCUGAAUGUGAUCUCUACACGUGUCAGGGAAUUUGGGGUUAUGUUGAUCAGUGCAGUGCGUUUGUCGACAAUGCGCCUUUGAUUGAAUCCCGGGUUCUGUCUUUUUAUUUGCGCUAGUCUGUAUUCUAUUCCAUGUAUAAAAAUGGACCAAGUUACUGUGAUAUCAUUGGGUAGAUGAGAGAAGAGUUGCUGGACUAGGAGCCUUGCAGAGAGAACUAAGGUCAUAACUUCCACUAUUUAUCCCUAUGGAAUUCAUCCUUUGUUUCCCUUAUAUUUUGUUUACAACCCCUAUAGAUGUACAAUGCUGUUCAGUCAUUAUAAUGUAGAAUCACAACUUGGCGUGAUGUAUAAAGUAAUCGUGUGUGUUUUGGUUCCGAUAAGGGUGUGCAAAACGCAAUACAUUUAUGGGGGGGGGACUUUGAACUUGUAUCCUUGAAAUACACUAUUUUGUUGUGGA
Molecule: messenger RNA, 3844 nt
Organism: Oncorhynchus tshawytscha (Chinook salmon)
Lineage: Eukaryota; Metazoa; Chordata; Actinopteri; Salmoniformes; Salmonidae
Product: abhydrolase domain containing 2, acylglycerol lipase
Exons: 13
Coding region: 366-1673 (435 amino acids)
Biological process (GO): sperm capacitation; medium-chain fatty acid biosynthetic process; acylglycerol catabolic process
Cellular component (GO): sperm flagellum; sperm plasma membrane
Molecular function (GO): monoacylglycerol lipase activity; acetylesterase activity
Source: RefSeq, a predicted model, not a curated record